GCCAAAGCAGAACAGCACAUCAACGUCUGCCAACAUUUUGAAGCCAAAUUUUGUUUGAGAUAAAGGGGGAGGUCUUGCAACAAAACAGCAAUAUAUGAACAGAAAUGGAGUUUGCAUGCCACUAUUCAAUCUGGGGACUUCUAGCCUUUAUGACUAUGGCUCUGAUUGUUUCAUUGGUCAUAAAUAUUUCAUACUGCAUAGCAAACAAGCAAAAAGGUUACACGUACAGAGACUAUCAAGAAUAUAAUGCAAGCUAUGAUGAUGAUUAUACUGAAGAAUGCCCAGUUUAUGGCAACCUCAAUCAAGAGAUUUUAGAUGAAUGUUGCUAUGAACAAAUGAAGGCCCAGCCUUGGAGACACGCUAAAGAAGUAAAGGUGGAAGUUGAAAGUCAGAUGUGCUAUGCCUCCCUUGAUCACAGCAUCAAGGAAAAACACAGGAAGCCUAGGAAAAAGAAAGCUCCUUCGUUAGAAGUGAAUGAAGAAGAGAUGCCAUCUAAAAACAGCACCCUGGUUUCCCAAACUAGCAUUUAUCUCAACAGUGACCAGCUGGCUGCUGAAAAUAAUCCAACAGAGGAAGCCAUUCAUGAUGACCCUAUCAGACUGUUUGGCUUGAUUCAUGCAACAUAGGAAGAGACUUCUAAAGAGGACUCCUGACCCAACUGAUCACACAAGAAACAAAUGAAAGAUCUAGUUUAUAUGUUGGGGGAAAGAGACUGAAUAAAUAGUAUCCUGAAUUUGGGAGAAUAGCUUGGUAAAUGAAACACUGAUCAAGGGUUUAAAUGGGUAAGUGAUGCAUUCAAAUUGCUGGGUAUAACUGCAGACUAAUUUAGGUCAGCAGGGAGCAGGAUUUUAGACACAGACUGCUAAAUUUUAAAGCAACCCAAAGAAGAACUGGCCACCUUUAUAUUUAUCUAUUUUGUAAAGGCGUUACAGGAGCCAAGUAUCUCUCAGAAUUUGCCCCCAAAUUAGCAAUUAUCCUGCAUACUUUAUAGCAGGACUUUCUUCAUUUCAGUUGUCCAUGGAUCCCACUUCAAGGGAUCUAAAAUGGGCCACAUGGCCCUCUGUAAAAAUCUAGCAUAUUUUGCCAGUUAUUCUAUGUUGUUUCAGGAGUGGUUUGGGAAAUCAUCAGAGGCACUUUAAGACUAGCAUAUUUAAUAGUUAAACUUGUUUUGCUGUUCAAUAUUUAACACUUUCCUACUGUGACCUGCAGUAAUAUUUAAGGUUAAUUAGAAAAUAAUGUAACUGCUUCAGUUCAUUUCAUUAGUGCUUUGUACAUCCAGCAAAUGUAAUGAUAUCCCUUAUAUACUCUUAGCUUCCUAUGGUGAACAGUACCAGAAUCUCAAAUCUCUACUUCUGUACCAAUAACAUUUUAUCUGUCUGUAUGCAACAGCCUAUAAAAGAAAGUGGCAAAUGAUCUGUAAAAUUAAGCCUCCUGAGGAGGACAGAAUGUAAAACCCAGUAGAAAUCAUUGUCACUUUAUAAACUAUUUUAGGAAGACUGAGGAAUAAAAAAGACUUUUCCUAACAAUUCAGUAACUGUAU
Mauremys mutica (yellowpond turtle) is the source of this 1540-nucleotide messenger RNA. RefSeq names its product T-cell receptor-associated transmembrane adapter 1. The transcript is spliced from 6 exons. Gene Ontology annotation, cellular component: T cell receptor complex. Gene Ontology annotation, biological process: positive regulation of T cell receptor signaling pathway; negative regulation of receptor recycling. The record is from RefSeq and is a predicted model, not a curated record. The coding region runs from base 105 to 626 and encodes 173 amino acids. Lineage: Eukaryota; Metazoa; Chordata; Testudines; Geoemydidae.